AUGAAACAAAAUUAACAAUUAGAAUUAAGUAAAGAGAAAGUCCCUUUAUUCAAAUUCAUUCUUAUAGGAGAUUAAUGUAUUAAGAAUUUUCACACUUAGCUGUUGGAAAAAGUUGUAUUGUAGAACGCUUUCAAAACGAAUAGUUUAGCUACAAAACUAAAGCAACAAUUGGAGUGGAAUUUAUUAAAAAAUUGGUUUAGGUUGAUAAAGGUUUGGUAGAGAUCUAAUUAUGGGAUACAGUAUUAAUAUACAAUGUUAUUAUUUUUAUUAGGCUGGAUAGGAACAAUUUCGUAGUAUGAUCAGAGGAUUUUAUCGUGGAUCGGCAGCUGUAAUCAUUGUAUAUAGUGUCAACUAAAAAGAAUCGUUUGAUUAAUUGUCAAUCUGGAUGAAUGAAAUAGAAUAACAUGCACAUCCUGAGAUUAUUAAAGUUUUAGUUGGCAACAAAUGUGAUUUACCAAGGGAAGUUGAAAAAUAAGAGGCUGAGUCAUUUAUGAAUAAUAAUCAAUUUAGUUUAUUUUUCGAAACAUCUGCAAAAACUGGGGAAAAUGUUGAAGAAGUAUAAAUUAUAUAUACUAUUACUAUAGGCAUUUGUAUAAGCAGCUAAAUUAGUACUACUAAAGUAUCUUAGUAGCGAAUCAUUUAGAUAAGCUACUAGAGUCAAUAAAAAGUCAGCUGAUCCCAUUAAUAUAAUUAAAUCAUUUAAUGAAAAUUAAUCAUAUGAAGGAUAAUCUCCAAGUCAAUAGAAAAAUUCAAACUCAUCUGGAUGCUGUUGA
Molecule: messenger RNA, 773 nt
Organism: Paramecium pentaurelia
Lineage: Eukaryota; Ciliophora; Oligohymenophorea; Peniculida; Parameciidae
Source: the annotation of a GenBank genome assembly